GUGCUGCUCGCCUGUGAGUUCUAAGGGAAGCCCAGAGAGAAAAUAAUUAUUAGGAAAACAAUUGCACACUUCAAGGGGGAACCCACAUCAGCCAGCAUGGAAGAGCAAACCCACAAGAGAGAUUCAGGGCAAGAAGAUGUUGAAGUAGAACCUAUUAGCUGUCUUGUAGAGGAACAAGGAGAAGAAGAAGAAAGAGAAGGUGACCAAAGUCUUCCUGAUUCUAGUAUUUUUAUGGAGGAGCAUCCCUUGACACUUGAUAUGAACCAAAUGUUUAGCGAAGAGGUUGGCAAUAUUUCUGGAUUUCAUCCAGGACCUGCUAGUGAAACAUCCAUUGCUACUUACAAAGCAGUCUCCACUGCAAAUGGUUUCCAGGCUGAUGCACAGGAGGGAAAUCAGCUAAUGGAGGUAAGACAAAUGGCAGAACUGGAGAAGGAGCAACAAUUUCAGUAUCAACUACUUGUAGAAGCCUGUGGACUAGAUCGAAGACAGGAUAUUUCACGUCCGUGGGUUUAUUCCUACUUCCAGCGUUCUUUUACAACAGAAGAUGAUUAA
This is a messenger RNA of Notechis scutatus (mainland tiger snake), 552 nucleotides long. Lineage: Eukaryota; Metazoa; Chordata; Lepidosauria; Squamata; Elapidae. The record is from RefSeq and is a predicted model, not a curated record.